Molecule: messenger RNA, 801 nt
Organism: Xenia sp. Carnegie-2017
Lineage: Eukaryota; Metazoa; Cnidaria; Anthozoa; Malacalcyonacea; Xeniidae
Product: transcription factor Adf-1-like
Exons: 2
Coding region: 1-801 (266 amino acids)
Biological process (GO): regulation of transcription by RNA polymerase II
Cellular component (GO): transcription regulator complex; nucleus
Source: RefSeq, a predicted model, not a curated record
AUGGCUGUAAACAGUGAAGCAUCCGUGUGGACCGACGCGAAGAUUAAAAUACUGGUGGAAAGUGUUAAAAAAUAUAGAGUGCUCUUUGAUGUCACUUAUAAAGAGUACAAGAAUAAAGGAAUGAAAGAGAAUACGUGGAAGAAAGUCGCUGAUGAGUUGGAAUUUCCAGUUCACGUUUGUCAAACAAAAUGGAAAGGACUUCGUGACACGUUUUCAGAAAACAUCCGACGUGAAAGACAUCCAUCUGGAUCAGGAAGAAAGAAAGCUAUUAGAUGGAAGUGGUUCAACCAUAUGCAGUUUGUUAGAGACUGCAUUUCACACAGAGCUAGCUCGGGUAACAUUGGUUUUGUGUCAACAUGCAGUGAAAAUGAAAGAGCUGGUUUUUCUGAGACAGAUGAAAGCAUUGAAAUGAAUAUAAUUGAUUCAUCAUUACCAUGCAGUAGCAUAUUGGAAGUUGCUUCUUCUGAAGUAACAAACAACAAUCAAACUAUUUCACAAAACUUGGAUUUAAAAAGAGUGCACAAUGAUCAAUUAUCAAUUGGUGUGAAUAAAUCACCAGUGAAGAAGAAAAAAAAUGUUGAUCGGGAAAUUGAUAUAGCAAUCUUGAAAUUGUUAAAGGAAGAUAAUAAAAAGAAAAGUUGUAAUGUCAGCUCAAGUGAACCAGAUGCAGAAGCUUCUUUUGGAAAUUCAAUUGCCCACACACUGAGAAGCUUUGACAAUUAUCAUAAAGCUUUGGCAAAAAUGAAAAUCACAGAAGUAUUGUUUCAGAUGGAGUGUGAGUUGCCACUCUCAGAAGAUUGA